AUGUCUCAGAGAAAAUAUGCAAUAGAAAUUUUGCAAGAUUCAGGAAUCUUAGGAGUAAGGCCUGAAAAGUUUCCAACGGAACAAAAUUUGAAGCUCGCUUCUACAGAUGGAAUUAUACUGAAUGAUCCAACAAAAUACAGAAGACUAGUUGGCAGAUUGAUUUAUCUCACCGUCACAAGGCCUGACAUUGUCAAUUAUGUUCGGACACUUAGCCAAUUUAUGCAUGACCCCAGAAAACCUCAUUGGGAUGCUGUUGUGCGAAUUCUCAAAUAUAUCAAGGGUACUCCAGGUCAAGGUUUGUUAUUUCCUUCCACAAACAAUCUUAUUUUAAAGGCCUUUUGUGAUUCAGAUUGGGGUAGUUGUCGAGCCACAAGAAUGUCUGUCACAGGAUACUGUAUUCACUACUACAAAAACAACUUUUAUCGGUAA
Molecule: messenger RNA, 429 nt
Organism: Solanum tuberosum (potato)
Lineage: Eukaryota; Viridiplantae; Streptophyta; Magnoliopsida; Solanales; Solanaceae
Exons: 1
Coding region: 1-429 (142 amino acids)
Source: RefSeq, a predicted model, not a curated record